Molecule: messenger RNA, 1040 nt
Organism: Setaria italica (foxtail millet)
Lineage: Eukaryota; Viridiplantae; Streptophyta; Magnoliopsida; Poales; Poaceae
Product: transcription initiation factor TFIID subunit 8
Exons: 1
Coding region: 66-818 (250 amino acids)
Cellular component (GO): transcription factor TFIID complex
Molecular function (GO): protein heterodimerization activity
Source: RefSeq, a predicted model, not a curated record
ACCACCGAUUGCAAGGAUCUGACCUCUAGGGUUUUAGGCUUAUUUUCUCGCCGUCGCCGCCAUGUAUGGGGACUCCGGCGAAGCACCCCCGUGACGCGGCGGCGGCCUCGCGCAUCCCCCAGCGCCUCCAGGCCGCGGCCGCCACGGUCUCCACCGCCCAGAUCCUCCGCGCCUCCGGCUACUGCGCCGCGGAGGCCGCCGCGCUCCGCGCCCUCUCCGACAUCGCCGGCCGCUACAUCGAGUCCCUGGGCCGCGCCGCCGCGGCCCUCGCCGAGGCCCACGGCCGGACGGAGCCCAACGUCGCCGACGUCGUCCUCGCGCUCGAGGAGCACGCGCUCGGCGGCUUCCCCGGCGCGUCCGACCCCGCGCGGCCCGUGCUCUGCUCCGGCGCGCUCGCCGAGCUCGCCGGGUUCGUCGCCGCGGUGACGGAGGUGCCGUUCGCGAAGCCCCUGCCGAGGAGGGAUCCGGGCUCCGGCUGCGGCAAGGGGUGGGAGAGCUUCGCGGCUGCGGAGCGGGAGCCGCCGCUGAGGCACGUCCCGCACUGGCUGCCCCGCUUCCCCGAGGGGUGGGAGGAGCGGCUGCGCGGCAGCGUCGAGGCGGCGGCGGCGAAGGAUGACGAGGACACCGGGGGAGUGAUAACGGUGAUGCCAAAUGGUAUUGUCGUGGAAAAUGGCAGGAGAGCGGCCGUGCCGGAGAACAGGGAGAAGGUGUCGUUCCGCUUGCGGGAGAAGCGGCGGCGGCGGCGGCUUGCGGUGCCACCGGAGAAGAGCGGUGGUGCUUUGGAACGAUCCGGGAAAAAACAAGAAAAUUUCAUGUAAAAGUUUACUCGAUGUAUGCUGAGUGCGCAUCGAAACCGCGACCGAGAUGGACGCGGCACGCUGCGCUCGACACUGUACACCACCGAAACAGAGCAUGCUCCGGUUGUAAAAUUGCACGGAUUUAGUUAUUUAUCGUUUGCACAAGUUCAGUUCAUUCACCGAAGCAGAGCAUGCUCUGGUUGUAAAAUUGCACGGAUUUAAUUAUUUAUCACGUUUGCACAA